Nasonia vitripennis (jewel wasp) is the source of this 1193-nucleotide messenger RNA. RefSeq names its product arginase (gene arg). The record is from RefSeq and is a predicted model, not a curated record. Gene Ontology annotation, molecular function: arginase activity; manganese ion binding. Gene Ontology annotation, cellular component: cytoplasm; cytosol; nucleus. NCBI's taxonomy places the organism in Eukaryota, Metazoa, Arthropoda, Insecta, Hymenoptera, Pteromalidae. Bases 148 to 1158 code for a protein of 336 amino acids. The transcript has 7 exons.
GAGUGAGAGAAAGAAAGAUAGCCGCUAUCGCAGAUCGGGGGGUAGAGGUCAGGCACUGAGUAAUCAUUCUUCUCUCUCGCUCUCUCCUCUCCGGAGUCAUCGUUUCCAUAUCAGUCCUACGGUAGUACACAUCGAACCUUAGUCGAGAUGUUGGCGCGCACAGUUAAACAUUUUUUCCGCAAAAUAGGAGAAAGACAGUACAGCAAGGUCGGCAUCAUAGGGGUGCCUUUCGACAAGGGGCAGAGAAAAGCGGGAGUCGGCGAAGCUCCUGACAUAAUAAGAUCGGCGGGGUUGGUCAACGAAUUGCAAGGCUUGGGAUUGAAUGUUCACGAUUAUGGAAAUGUGCAAUAUGAAACUGCUAGCAUAAAUGUGGAUAAUAUGCCAAAUUUGGGCGACGUGGCCGCGUGUACUCAAAAAUUAUCAGAAAUGGUCCAGCAAUCCUUGAGAGACGGCAGGCGGGUUUUAACAAUAGGCGGAGAUCACAGCAUAGGAAUCGGUUCCAUAGAUGGUCAUGUCAAGGUAGACAAAGAUGUAGCAAUACUAUGGAUAGACGCUCACGCAGAUUUGAAUACAAAUAAAACCAGCGAAAGCGGAAAUGUUCAUGGAAUGCCAGUGGCUUUGUUAGCUUCAGAGUUGGCUGACUACUGGCCUUACUUGCCAGGAAUGGAUUGGCAACAACCAAUUGUAUCAAUCCGGAAUGUGGGCUACAUUGGCCUUAGGUCAGUUGAUAGAUAUGAGAGAUUAGUCAUAGAGAAAUUUGGAAUUACAGCCUUUGGAAUGGAAGAUGUAGAAAGAUUCGGAAUUCACGAAGUUGUAAACAUGGCUUUGAGAAAAAUUGAUCCAGAUAACAAUAGAUCUCUACAUGUCAGUUUCGACAUUGAUUCACUGGAUCCACUGGAAGCUCCAAGCACUGGAACACCAGUGAGAGGAGGAUUGUCUCUGAGAGAAGGUAUCCACUUGAUGGAAGAUUUGUACAGAACCAACAGAUUAAAUGCCCUUGAUCUGGUGGAAGUAAAUCCAAGAAUAGGAGAUAAAAAAAGUGUUGACUUUACCGUUGAAGCUGCUAUACAUAUAAUCCAAGCUGGUUUUGGAUACUCUAGGAGAGGUUUAAAAGUUCCUGAAGGAAUCACUGACUUGCCUUUGCAAACAUUUAGAUAAUAAGAAUAAACUGUAAUACACGAUAUACAAAUCAA